Molecule: messenger RNA, 1125 nt
Organism: Ananas comosus (pineapple)
Lineage: Eukaryota; Viridiplantae; Streptophyta; Magnoliopsida; Poales; Bromeliaceae
Exons: 2
Coding region: 48-629 (193 amino acids)
Source: RefSeq, a predicted model, not a curated record
GCAUCGUGAAGUAUAGCGCGCGGGAAGUAAAAAGUCCACACCACUUCAUGGACGGCGGCGCCACCACCAGCACCAUCCUCCGCGGCCGAACCCCGACCUCCGUUGCCGGCCCCAAUGGCGGCUCCACUGCCAUCCACGUCACUGCUCUCGACGGCAUCCUCCAUGCCAACUCCCUCUUCACCUUCGCCGCCUUCGUCGGCCUCACCUGGAACCCCUCCUCCUCUGGUGGCAAAGACAAGUGCAGCACCGGAGUUCGCACAGUUGAACAUCUUGUCACCUGCCACGUUGUCGCCUUCGCCUGCUUCCUUUUCUCCAGCAUCAUAGCCCUAUGCCUCAAGCAGGCCGUGACCUGCCGGUGCGCCGCCCCCCGGUCUGCCGCCUCCACUGCCCGGAUCAACCGGGCGGUGCUGCGCGCGGGGAUCGUCGCCUCCGCCGCAGGGUCGACGUUCGCCGUCGGGUUCCUGAUGGUUGCCCUCGUAAACCUGGUGCAGGUGAGGCUCGGGAGGAUCGGCUGCCACGGUGGCGAAGGUGGCGUCGCCGCCGUCGCCGCCGUCGUUGUACUCCUCACCCUCGUCCCGUCGGCCAUGCUGAUCUACGUUGGUAUCGUUCUGUACGCUUUUACUCGUUGAAUUUGUAUCGAGAAUUAAUCCUCAUUUAUGUCAUGGAGUAGACACUAUAUAUAAAUACGAAUUUCAUAUCCCCAGUUUCCUUGCAUAUUGGCAUCUUAUUUUAUCCUUGUCUAACUCUACUAUUAUUGGCAAACAAUUAGGUCGUUAUGUUCAUUUUAUUCAAUUUAAUAUAUAAUUUGAUUUUGAAUGCAAAAGGACCAAAUAUUCUUGUGUGUGGCUUAUUUACAAAUCAAAAAAGAAGAAAAUUAAAAGAGAAGAAAAAAAGAGAACAGUUCCAUGUGCAUCUAAUUAAUUAAUUAAUUAAGGCUAUUUCGAAAAGUUCUUAGGGAGCUUGGUGUAAAAAGAUUUGAACUUAAUCGAACUAGAACUUUCAACGCCGACCAUGCAUCAAUAAAAGAAACAAAGAUUAUUGGGCGUGUCUCCUAAAAGCCACCACGCGUCAUACUGUACAAGUUUUUAAAUAUUUGCCUCUAUGAGACUAUGACACCUUUUUCUA